This is a messenger RNA of Pseudopodoces humilis (Tibetan ground-tit), 3027 nucleotides long. The record is from RefSeq and is a predicted model, not a curated record. Lineage: Eukaryota; Metazoa; Chordata; Aves; Passeriformes; Paridae.
GAGACUUCCCUGUGGCACUGGCCUGCCUUGCUGCCAGGUGGGCUGAAGGCACAGGGAGCAGUGCCUUCCACUUCUCUCGGUGAGGCUUCUGAUUUCUGAGAAUCACCAUCCUGUUUCCCUUCAGUUUUGGCUGAGACCCAGGUACUGCUUUGGGGCAAUCAACAACAUACCAUGAAUAGCACCAGACACCAGUCUCUGUUCUUUGUCAGUCUGCCUGAGCUGCAAAAACUCUGUGCUGCAACAGUAACACUGAGUUCUCAGAUACCAGAAAGUGAGGCAAGGAGUACACAGAUAAAGACUUGCAGACAAUUAUUAUUCCUGUAUCAAGAAGUCCUUUCUGCACCUGUUAUGGGGACACUGAAUCAAAUUUCGGUUGUGAUGGCGAUACCAUUUUACGAAUCAGGAAUAUGUCAAGCCUAUGUAGAGAGACACGGAGCUACUCUGGAAGCACUGCAAACAGUUACUCCAGCCGUUCUCCAAACCUGUCUCUCCUACACACUUACAGCCAGGCUUGCACCCAGAUGGAACAAGGCUGGUCAUCUCUUGGUGCAAGGGAAAGACUUUUUGUGUCAUUCAGGAAGGCAAAAUGCUGUUGUUAUAGACCUCAAUGUGUCAGAGAGACAGCUUUGCAUCAGUGUGGAGCCUUGCUCAAUUCGGCUGCCACCCCCCAAGCUGGGAGAUUUUGAUAUUUCAGCAAACACCAUAAAGCUGUUUGACAGCAAUGAAAAUACGGUUAUUCAGCAACAUUCCAUAUUAAGUAACUGGUGCUAUGUUUUGCCAAGCAUGAAAAUGGGUCAGAUCAUAAACAUCAGCCACAUAAUUCCUCCAGAAUCUCCUUUCCGUUCAUAUAAGGAUUUUCAGAUGCACUGGAAGAGUCUGUAUGGAUAUAUUCUUCCUGAGGAUCUCGAAGAGAGAAAAAUAUACUUGAGUGUUUACUUCAAACCAAUAGGGGAAAGGUUCUUUACGUACCCUGUAAGUUGCAUCCGAAGUCAGCCAGUGCAGUAUUUCCCCAGAACAGAUGCAGAAAGUGUAGUGAACUCUUUUCUUUCUGACAUGAAGAGCAAUUUUUCACAGCUGUGUGGAUAUCCAGUAAAGAUGACAAGUAAAGCACUUUAUGCUACAAAAGAACUCUCCAGGCCUUCAGUGCAUGAAAUAAAACCUAAGCAUACAAAAUUGGACGGUGAGAUGGUUUGUGUAGUAUCUCUAACGCAGGCUCCUCCAAGAAAACCGACUUUGCCUGGAAUUCCUUCACCUUGCAGUACAGAAAAUAGCCGCUGGAUGGAGUGUUUGAUCCAAGAGCCAGGAGCACACAGUUUUUCGAGUAAGACUACAGGAGGGGUUAGCAUUGAAGCAACAGAGAAGUCAAUGAGCAAGAAGCAAAUACCUGGCGUGCCAAAGUUACCAACGGCAAAAUCUUUAGCGCCACCUGUAAACUCAGCCUUUGAAUCCACGCCCCCAAAAGUCAGCAAAAUUAUACCAAUUUUCAAAGGAAAAUUGAUGCAAAUGAAUGGAAAGAUCACAAGUCAAACAGAUAGGAAGAAAAGGGAAAAUGCUGAAUGGCAUUCACCAAUAAAAAGUGUGGGUGUUUCAUCUUCUAUGCUCUCUGUGCACAAAUCCAGCAUAACUCAGGUUUUCAAACGCAUUCAAGACGUGCCAGUCAAAACUCCUACUGACAGCAGGGCCCUUCAGGUAAAGAACACAAAGACACACCCAAAACAUGGUACACCCAUAUUCCGAUGGAAAACCCAGUCUAGUGGACAAAUUACUAACUCUGAUUUUUCUGAAAACUCUGCUUCAGUUGGGAAUCCAAGUGAAGUCAAUCACAAAAAGGCAAAUUCUCUGUUCUUUCUUAAGCAUGUUGGGCCAGUGCUUCAGAAGUCAAGCACCAGUCCAUGUCUGAAUACACAUGAAUCUCCUACUUCCAGUGCAAGAAGGGGGAAAAAGUUUGCAAGUCAAAAUACUACUCGAUUUUUUGAGAAACAACACCAGUCAAAGGAAGUGCAUUUGCAAAUUUGUAAAUUAGACAAUGAAAUGACAAAUUCCAGUUUGCCACUGCAACAAACAAAGAGAUCAAAUAAAGGAGCUGGGUUAAAUAUUCAUGAAUCUGUCUUCAAAGAUACAGUGUGCAUGGCCAAAAGUGAAGCAUACAAAGCAGCAUGCCACUCUAAGGACUGUACUGCUGAGACAACCAGUCAUCAUUCCAAACCUAACUUUGAACAGAUGAUUGCAGGGAACAAGUAUCUGACAUGUGAAACACUGACCUCAAAACCAACUUUGCCAGACAUGGAGAACAACAUGGAAGCAUCUGUAAAGAAAGGUUGUGCCAGAAGAAGACAGAAAGAAGAAGGUUAUUCAAAGUUAAAGAGAGCCAAAAGAAGUAAAACUUCUACUUAAGAUGUUCUGGAGUAUUGAAAGAAAACACUACAUCUAGGUUCCCAAGAGGGCAGUAACAUACUUCAGAAUCUCUGAACUUUGUGUAUUUUGCUGUUUGCCAUUGGUAGCUGUUUCUGGAUGAAAAUUUGAGGGUUAAAUACAGUCAAAUUAAUCCAUGUAUCAUCAACUUCUUCAGACAGUUCAGGUUCAUAUUGCAAUAGCUGUAUUUCUCUUCACUUCAUUUUUCCAAACUGGAUUUUGUCCUACUACUAUGACAACUUUUGUUUUGUUUUGUUUUUUCUUGAAUGGUGACUGUCAACAUAGUUUUAAUACAUAAUACAAAAACAAACAAACAAACAAAGAAAAAAACCCCAAACAGCAAGCCAAGACAAAUACUAAAAGUGCUAUAUGCUCAGCAUGAAAUCAAAUUAUAUUUUCAUUUUGUCUGGAAGCUGGUAUAAAGGCUUCUUUUCAAAUGCUGUGGUUUAGUUACCUUUCAUAGGUUUAACUGUAUGAAACUGAUCUUUCUCCUGUCUUGCAUGGAAAAGCCUGUAGAGUAGUUGUAUUUCUACCAUGCUAUAUAAAUUAGUGCUUCGCCUGAUCUGUUUCCUAUUGUUGUUUUUAAAAUGCUGCUGGUUGCCAGCAUUUGUCUUG